This is a messenger RNA of Symbiodinium necroappetens, 381 nucleotides long. The record is from the annotation of a GenBank genome assembly. Lineage: Eukaryota; Dinophyceae; Suessiales; Symbiodiniaceae.
AUGGAGCGUUCGUCUUUGUUCUCGAUCUCCAUCAGUUGCCCUGCGCUGAAUCUGAAAGGUACCUGGGUUCUUCAACUUGCAGGGCAGGCUGCAGACCUCGUCAAGCAAUGCCUUUCGCAGUUUCUGGACGUCCUGCGCGGCAGUGGCAUGGUGACAGUCGAGAAGCAGGGAGACCUCUCUGUUGGGCAGGUGCUGAACAUUGUCUCAGGCGUCUAUGAGAUCUACGAAGAUUCUGAUCAAUGCAAUCUCUCUCUGCAAAUACGAAGCAUCGAAGUGUCUCUUCAUUGGCGGGUCUUUCUGGCGAGUGGUCAGGAAGGCCAUAGUGCCCCUGCCAGGACAAACUCCUUUACAAGCGGCUUCAGGAAUGGGAGGAGAAGCUGA